ACCCUUUUCACUCUCUAAUUAGCUUCAUUCAAGAAACUGUGUGCAGUUUAUGAAAAAUGGAGAGAAGUGGAGAAAGCAAAACCAUGAAGAAGGGUAAGAAAAGGGCAAUGGAGGUCAGAGACGAAGUUACAUCUGAGUCAUCAACAAAAAUGGAGAAGAAGACCAGUGACAGUGAAACUGGCACUGUUGAACAAGGUCAUCAUCAGAAGAAAAGGCAAGUUGGUACGCCUUCCUUUCUUAGCUAUUAUCAGGGUGGCACCUACAAAAGAUCGCCAGAAACAAUGAAAACCUUGGCGAACAUUGAGCGUCGCCGACAAAGAAAACCACCAAAUCCAGGUAGUAUACGCACCCUUCAUGACAACACUUCUCAUGGCUAUGGCUGGCUGCUUCCUGGUUGGCUUGGUGAGGAAAGGGUCAUGGAUCAUGGCAGGAUUUAUAGGUACUACUAUGAUCCUUCAGGGCGUCUGUACCGAAGCCAGGAUGAAGUUCUUAUUGCUUGGGAACAGACAGGUUUAAUUGUUCUCGACAAGUGAUCCAUAAGGAAGGCCAAAUGUGCAAGUAUGUGCUCAAUCAUUUGAUGGAGAAGUUGCAUCCAAGAAGAAACUAUUGCACAUUUGGAGUUUCAAUAUAUGUUUAGUAUCUCCUUUGAGAGUAAGUUUCUAUUAAUAAUCGAGACAAAGAUGCAACAGACAUCUUUAUGAAGUGUUUCUUUUAAUGGAUUGUCUUGCAGAACUUACUUUGUUGUUAGUACUAAAAUCUGUGUUUCAAGUGUUUGAUGCUUUA
Molecule: messenger RNA, 783 nt
Organism: Ricinus communis (castor bean)
Lineage: Eukaryota; Viridiplantae; Streptophyta; Magnoliopsida; Malpighiales; Euphorbiaceae
Exons: 3
Coding region: 57-533 (158 amino acids)
Molecular function (GO): DNA binding
Source: RefSeq, a predicted model, not a curated record